ACAAGUCUCAGCUCCAAUUCAUGGUAGAAGGUCGGAACAACUUUACACGUCAUCUGAUCGAGUAUUUUUUUAAACGAGUCUCACCAUAUCUGCAAUCGCCAGGGAAGCCAAACGGAUGAGAGUUAGAAAGUUGUUACACUGGUGCUGAAACCUGGGACUGAGGAACAGAUGCUGUUAUGGGAUCCUAACCAGUCCAAGAACUAAUCCAAAUGCUCACCGAUGACCUCCAGCAGCACACCCUUGUCAUGCUGUUCAUCGACCAGGGCCGACACUUCCAGACUCUGCUCGAAGCCCAGGCAGAGGAUUGAUAGGUGAUCUAGAGCUGGGUCUAGUCUGCAGGUGCUCCAGCCAUCGUCCCUGUGGCCAGCAUGCCCAUUCAGCUAGUGAAGAUGGGGCCGCAGGAUGACCCCGACACCUUCCUUAAGCUGUUCGAGCAUGUCGCGGAGGCAAGCUCAUGGCCAGCCUCACAAUGGUCAGCUCGCCUACUGCUGCUCCUGUCAGGGGAAACCCAGCUUGUGGCUCGAUGGCUCCCGGCCACCACCAUGCUGGAGUAUCCCCUCCUGAAGUGAGCCGUCCUAUAGUGGGUUGGCUAUGGCCCAGAAGAGCAGUGCCAGUGCUUCUGCUUGCUGGCUUACAGUGAAGUGGGCCAGCUGUUCGCGUUCACCCAACAGCUCCGAGGUGCCUGCCGACAGUGGCUUCUAGCCAGCGAGAGCGAUGUUGAAGCUGUCAUCGAGCGAGUGACACUGGAGCAGUUCUUUGCUCAGCUGCCGAGUGGGCUGUCCACGUGGGUCCGGUGUUGCUGAAUGACAUUGCUGGAGGAGGCUGUCCGACUGGCUGAGGAUCAUCUGAUGGUGCAUCUGGAAAUAAAGUCCUUCAUGCCCACCAGAACAGAGCGCGAGCUUGGGCAGAUCUGUAGGUGUGGAGGGAAGGCAGGGCUACUGAUUCAUGUUGCCAAUGCACCUCAGGCUUCCCCUGAUUGAGUGGGGGUGUACAGGAUAGCUGGGUCUGUGCCAUGAGGAUUCAUUGCUCUUUCUUCAUCUGCCUCUUCCUUGUUGCUGCUGUUGCAACAGAAGAUGUACAAGCCUCAAUGCAAGCUCAAAACAAAUCUCUGCCUCAUCUGAUUGGCUGCUAUUCUCGGGAACUCAUGACAUUUCGCUGCCACUGGGAUGUUCGAUCUUUCUGGAACCUGACAGAACCGGGUGACCUAAGACUGUUCUACAAGGAAUCGAAGAGUGAUGGCAAAUGGCUUGAGUGCCCAAGUUACAGCGCCGCAAUAGAAAAUGAGUGCUACUUUGAUGCCAACCAUACAAGUAUCUGGUUACAAUAUGCCAUCCAACUGCGCUCACAGACCAGUGAUGUUUAUGAUGAAAUGUUCUUUUCAGUGGAAGAAAUUGUAUUUCCAGACCCACCUGAAGUGCUGAACUGGACUUUAUUGAGUUUGGGCCCAACUGGAUUGUUCUAUGACGUGAUGGUGAACUGGGACACACCUGCCUCAGCAGCAGACAGUGUGAAGAUGGGAUGGAUGACGCUUUGGUAUGAGACUCAGUACAGAGAGACCGGCUCAGAGCAAUGGAAAUCUCUUGACAGUGGCAAGGACAUGCAGGCUAACAUCUAUGGCCUUCGCAGUAACACGAAGUAUGAAGUCAGGGUGAGAUCCAAAAUGCGGGGAUACAACUUCGGGGAUUUUGGUGACUCUAUCUUCAUACUUGUUUCCAGCAAAGGAUCAAGAAUCCCCAUAACUUCUGUGUUUAUCCUUGUGGCUACUGCUAUUGGAAUCAUGUUCAUCCUGAUUGUGGUGUCACGUAAACAGAAGCUUAUGGUAAUUCUUCUGCCACCUGUUCCUGGACCAAAAAUCAAAGGAAUUGAUCCAGUCCUUCUACAGAAGGGUCGGCUAACAGAGUUCACCUCAGUCCUGGGUGCUCACCCAGAUCUGCGUCCAGAGCUCUACAGUAACGACCCAUGGGUGGAGUUCAUACAGGUGGACAUCGAUGAACCAACUGAGAUGAUGGAUGGUUUGGCUGCACCACUCCUCUUCGGUGAAUCUCGUGUCGCCGACUCCCCUCCAACAUCCGGCGGGUUCCAAGAUGACGACUCUGGUAGGGCAAGCUGCUGUGACCCUGAUCUGUCUGAUCAUGAUCACCAAGAUUCUCAUCAUCCUUCAACCAGCACCCAUGAUGGCUUUCACACUUUGAUACCUCCUGCUAAUUUGGGAACUCUACAACCUGUGGUUCCUCCUGCUCAGGAACCUGCAUGGCAGAAUUCCAUUUACUCUCAAGUGGCUGAAGUCAUGCCAUGUGGUGAGACACUGCUGUACCCAGAGCAGAACGUGACUGAUAACUGUGGUAUUCAAGAUAAAGGUACUGACACUAAAGAGAAAAAGUCCUGGUUGAUGGUGUCCCUCAAUGAAAGAGGUUACAGUGUCAAUGAGCCAAGCUCAUCCACAGCAAACCCUGUGGUAUCAGCCUUUCCUAUCCUAACAAUGCCAACUUCUCCAGAAUACACUAUGGUGGAUGGAGUGGGCUGGAAAGAUGGCCUUCUUUUAAAGACGAGCCAUGUAGCAGCUUCUGCUUUUGUCACAUCAAAAUCCAGACCCGCUCCUGAGGGAUAUUUGCCUCCCGACUUGCUACACAGCAUUACUCAAAAUAAGUAGUGCCAGAAAUGUACUGAGGUGAGAUUUGGAGAAAGAAUGGAUUAGCUGUAAAGCACAUUGGACAUUUUUAACCAACAUCAAACAAGUCUGGGCUAAAAAUUUGUAAGUCAAGCACAUUUCUCAUUGACUGGUAUUUUAUUAUAUUACUGAAACAUUUUAGCAAGAUGGGUUUGGACUGGAUGAAAUCUAUUGGAUUAAAUUAAAAUAACCUAUUUUCUGAGGUGUGUAAGUAUUGCAAAUCAUAGAUUUACUGUUUCCCACUUUAAGGGCUGAUACAUUACUCUAAUGGAAUCUGUAUAUUAUUUGUAUAAAAUCUUGUCGGUGGAUUAAUGAACAUUUACACAGAUGAGGAACCUGCUAAUUUGUUUACAUACAGUAAUUCUGAUAUCUUGCAGCACAGUUUUAAAUAGCAAGCAUAAGCUAAUUUCUACAGAAGUGAACUUGUAAGUACAGAGCCUUGUUUCUAAACCCAAGCACACCAUAUAGUAGGGUCUGUAUAAUACCAGAUCAUCCUGUAUUUGAACAUAAAAUACUGCGUCCUGUAUCAAAUCAAUACGGGACGCAAAUUGUCCCAUGUUUUCACACACAUCGUUUCAUAGCCUAUACUCCGUCUUCAGAGUGCUGAAAAUAACAUACUAUCAAGUAAAAUCAAACCUACAAGUGAAGUGAAGCUGUUUAAUUUCUGUGGUGAGCUCCUGACUGACAAGCUCUGCGUGCUGUGUGAAAUUGCACGUCACGUGAGGUCAGCAUCAGCGGUUGCCCUGUGCAGUUAAGCAUAGCAGUAGCGCCUCAGUUGCUGUUUUAAAACGACGUCUGCAAGUCCAUCUGUGACACGUAAGAGGCUAUCAAGAUAUAGGGCUGAAUGGGAGACAGAAUACCAGUGGGUCAGCUCUGUCCCUGGCAAUGAAUACAAGGCAAACUGUACAGUUUGCCGUUGAGCUUUUUCAGUGGCGCAUAGAGGGGUGCGUGACCUUAAACAGCACACUGCAGGUACUACCCAUGUCCGAGCAACUAAAGAGUGGACUACACAGAGUGGAAUUGCCCAAUUCCUUAUACCUCACACCAGUGGCGGCUGGUAGUCUUUCAAACAGGGGAGGCUGGUCGGUUAUGAUAUUUCCAGAUUUUAAAAGAAAAAACACAUCAAUUUUGCCCAUACUCUUGCCUCUGAUCUGGCUGAUUGUGAAAUAACAGGUUCUUUUGGCCCAUUAGCCUACUGUCCAAUAUACAUGAUGGUGGUGUUGGGGGGGUAUAUUUUAACAUUUUAUAUUUUAAAAUUGUGGCAUGUUUAAAAAUUGAUUAUUAUUGAAAGCAGCUCUUUGUCAGGAACCUCAGCAGUAACAGCAGUGUGUUCUGGAAUAGGCACAAGCACUGACCUUGGGGAGCCAAACAUAGAGCUGGGUGCCACACAUUUCAUUCAAUGACACUUUCCCUAUAUUUUACUUAUUUUGACUGAGAAAUGUUUUAUUGACAAUUUUGAUAACCCUUCACUUUUAAUCCAGGUCUGUAGUGUGAAAUGUUCUCGGCUGUGUUUUUGUUUAAAAAUGUUUUCCAAAUUGUAGCUGUGUUUAAUUCAUAUCCAGAAAAAUAUAUAUUCCAAUAUAAUAUACUCAGCAUAAACAUUUUAAAUGGAUUCUAUAUUUUUAGUCCAUCCAUGACAUAUUACUAAAGUAGCCUAUUUACUGUUGUUGAUGUGGGUCACUUGCUGUUAGCCAAUUCACUUUCUCGUACCAGGAGAGCUGAAAGGAACGAGUAUUAUUCCCUACCUUUUUCACCAAGUCAAUUUGAGGCGUUGGUCUACCCUGCUCUUUAAUUUUAAUUUUUUCCUCGAAAGGAAGACUGGCAAAUGGCUUCGCCAAAAUUAAAUCAGCAAUGCUUGGCAUCCGUGCGCAGCUUUCUUGCUAGCUGACUAGCCCCCUCAAGUUCAAGUUCAGUCACUCAAAUAAACGAAAUUUCUGGAACUAAGAUAGCAAACUUGACAACACUACACUUUAUUUACAAUGAAAAUAUAUACAAACUAAAAAAGCUGGUAGAAACCGUAUGUAAUGAAUGAAAUCGAAAUGUAAGCUGAUCUCUUACUAUACACCACAGCACUUGCGAAUCCGCAUGGGACUGAACUGAAAUUCACCACUGCCUGUCUAUAUUUGAAAUGAGCUGUCAAUCAAAGAAAAUAUUCGGCCGCUUUCACCAAUCACCAGUCUCCUUGCGGAAACUGCCAUGUCCCUCCCACUGUGAGGCUGGGAGUCCGGUGGGCGGGCGUUUUCGCAGUAUUUGUCCAAUAACCGUCUUGCAUUUUGAUAUUGAAAAGCGCAUAGCUCCCAAAUGCCAUUGAAGUCCACUGAGACUGGGAGUCCGUGGGAGUCUGUGGGCGGGUGUUUUCACAGUAUUUGUCCAAUAAUCGUCUUGCAUUUUGAUAUUGAAAAGCGCAUAGCUCCCAAAUGCCAUUGAAGUCCACUGAGGCUGGGCUGCAUCGCGCUGUCACGAGGGGGAAAAACUCACGCACACAUUAGGCGAACUGGGGAAAGUUAUAACGGAAUGAUUUCGCACUGUAGUUGGGUUGAGCACAUAUAUUUCUAUGAUUCUGGAUCUGAAAUAGCAAUGUUAUAAGGUCGGCUAUAACAUAAGCCUAGCGCAAUUCAUCCUGCACGAUGUUCGUCAUUUUUAGAGGAGGCUGAGCCUCCCUCGUUGUCUUGGAGCAAUCGCCCAUGCCUCACACUUCCCCUGAAACAAACAUGGUAUAUUGGUUCAUAAGUAUAUUGCCAACUGUAGCCUAUAUUUUCACCUAAGUUACCCAGUCUUACACAUUUAUCCAACAUAAGUGGCUUUUCAAUAAUCAGCAACUUGAUCAUGUCCCCAUUCCAUGCAUUCUCAUAAGGUUAGGAUAGUUAUUUUAUAAUAAGUAUGAUACAAAAUGUGAAUGACAAUACACAAUUUAAAACAUCUAAACCUUUGUUUACUCUGCAUCAUCCAUAAACAUGAUGCAUAUUAAUUUUUUUUGUAGCUCAAGAAAAAAAAGGAUCAAACUAUCUUGUAGUAUUUAAUAGCCCAGUCCAUAGAUAUUUUUAAUCUAAUUAAUGACUACUCCUUCAGGUAACUGCUGCAGAGUUGACACAUGUAUACCACACUGUUAAAGUAUAUGUAAUGCCUUAUUGUAAUGCUUUAAAAUAAAUAUAUAAUCAUUAGUAACAACUAAAAUGAAUUAAUAAAGCAGGGGGAAAAAUAAUAUUAAUUAUUUAUUUUAUUAUCAAACACAAAACGAUCAAUAAAUCACGGCGUCUGGAUCCCGGAAAAAGGCAGCCUUGCCCCAGGGCUAAUGUCACAUGAUGUCACGCAUGGAACCCUGGUUAUCUGGGUUAUUUCAGUUCAUCUGACUCUGUGCUUGUUUACUCGCUAAAAUUGGAUAUUGUUUUUGGAAUCUUACAAAAAUAAUGGGAAAGCACUGCGUUGUUUGGAUGUUCAAAUUCAUAUACAACAGGACAUUCAGUUCACGAAUUUCCGAGAAAUGACACUAAUCUAAAGUAACAGUGGGUGAGGUUUGUGCAAAGGAAGCGGGCAGAUUUCGUGUCCCCUACUAAUAAUAAAUCUGAUUCAUCAAGUGUUCACCAGAACGACCACAUGGGAAUUACUGGAGCAAAAAAGAAACCAAUUUAUUUAAUAAAUGACAUUUGAUCUGACAUUUGGACAGUUUGUCGAUUCCCCUGUUAUUGCCUACUUCAUAUUUUCUUUCAGUAAUUGCACUGAAUAAGUGUACAUUUUAAAGAUUAUAUUUCUGCAUUUAUUGAGGUACAUGGAAAUAUUUUCCCUAUAUUUUGCAGUGGCCAGCUUAGAAUAAAAAUCCACAAAACAAUCUGUGUUUCCAGUUCUCUCUGGCUGGUGGUGCGCUAUCAGCGGUGAGUGGGACUGUCGUGAACUGGCAGUUUCUCAUCUUGGGGGCUUGAAAAGAUAACUAUUUACUCUGGAAUAUCCUUGAUAAUCUUCUGCCCCUUCAUCCGACAUGUAAGAAUCCCAAUGACUAUCAGAAUUCUCUCCAAAACGUGAUUCCAUAUCGAGACUGGUCUAACCACUGCUGUGCACAUGAACGAAAUUGAUACCUGGAUUGUUACACGUGUGACGUCAUGCACCCCUUUGUGAUCUUCUGGUUCAGUCUCGACAGAUUCCGUGAAAAUUGGCUGAACUUAUUGAUUUUUCAUCAAUUUAUGGCCUUUUGGAUCAGCUUUGGUUCGAAAACACAUGGCCAAUCAGCAUGAUUGUUUCUCUGUACAAGGAAAAAAGUGUGGUUUAGGGACAUUAAAUUCACUUUAAGCACAACCUGAGCUUUAACAGUGCCGAUUAUGCACAGAAGCUAAGCCAGAAAAUCUUUCAAGACUUGAAAAUUGCCAAGAAAAUGUCUUGUGGAAGAACAAAAUCAGAGGCAUUAGUGAAAUAUGUCCUUGCAGCAAAGGCAGUGGAGGAUGUGGUAAAAAUUUUGACAUCAGAAAGACCUUCCACUUUUUUGGGGGGCGUCCCUUAUUUCUCCACACAGAAGAUAGCAACCCUACCAUAUAUCUGUAUGUGGAUUACAACCCAAAUGUCUCAUCUUGUUUGUAUUACUUAAAUUGUUUGUUUCUUAUCUUUUUUUUCUGUUCUGCUGCGCUUAGUGAAACUACAACUAAGCAAGUUUGUAAAAAGGAAGUGUCAACAAAUAUGACUUUCUAAGUGGCUUGUUAAAAUGUACAUAACGUAUAUAUUAAAUAAAAAUGUAAGCAAUUAAAAUAUAUCACUUUAUACCUUUUAC
This is a messenger RNA of Neoarius graeffei (lesser salmon catfish), 7421 nucleotides long. It is a transcript of the gene ghrb, whose product is annotated as growth hormone receptor b. Gene Ontology annotation, molecular function: protein binding. The record is from RefSeq and is a predicted model, not a curated record. NCBI's taxonomy places the organism in Eukaryota, Metazoa, Chordata, Actinopteri, Siluriformes, Ariidae. The transcript has 11 exons. The coding region runs from base 1013 to 2650 and encodes 545 amino acids.